Messenger RNA from Dipodomys spectabilis (banner-tailed kangaroo rat), 1043 nucleotides. It is a transcript of the gene St6galnac5, whose product is annotated as ST6 N-acetylgalactosaminide alpha-2,6-sialyltransferase 5. The transcript has 5 exons. Gene Ontology annotation, biological process: oligosaccharide metabolic process; ganglioside biosynthetic process. NCBI's taxonomy places the organism in Eukaryota, Metazoa, Chordata, Mammalia, Rodentia, Heteromyidae. Bases 39 to 1043 code for a protein of 334 amino acids. The record is from RefSeq and is a predicted model, not a curated record. Gene Ontology annotation, molecular function: alpha-N-acetylgalactosaminide alpha-2,6-sialyltransferase activity.
CGCGUGCCUGAGGAUUCGGCACAAAAGAGGCGCCCAAAAUGAAGACCCUGAUGCGACAUGGUCUGGCAGUGUGUUUAGCGCUCACCACCAUGUGCACCAGCUUGUUGCUCGUGUACAGCAGCCUCGGCGGCCAGAAGGAGCGGCCCCCGCAGCAGCCACAGCAGCCACUACAACCACAGGCGCCGGCGACCGGGAGCGCUCAGCCGGCAGCGGAGAGCAGCCCCGCGCCGCGCCUGGCAGCCCCCGCGGGACCGCGACCCCUGGACGGAUACCUCGGCGUGGCGGACCACAAGCCUCUGAAAAUGCACUGCAGGGACUGCGCCCUGGUGACCAGCUCGGGGCAUUUGCUCCGCAGUGGGCAAGGCCCCCAGAUUGACCAGACAGAGUGUGUCAUCCGCAUGAAUGAUGCCCCCACCCGCAGCUACGGGCACGACGUGGGCAACCGCACCAGCCUGAGGGUCAUCGCCCAUUCCAGCAUUCAGAGAAUCCUCCGUAAUCGCCAUGACUUGCUCAACGUGAGCCAGGGCACUGUGUUUAUCUUCUGGGGCCCCAGCAGCUACAUGCGGAGAGAUGGCAAGGGCCAGGUGUACAACAACUUGCAUCUCCUGAGCCAGGUGCUGCCGCGGCUGAAGGCAUUCAUGAUCACAAGACACAAGAUGCUACAGUUCGAUGAGCUCUUCAAGCAGGAGACUGGCAAAGACAGAAAGAUCUCCAACACUUGGCUAAGCACUGGCUGGUUCACAAUGACGAUUGCCCUGGAGUUGUGUGACAGGAUCAAUGUUUAUGGCAUGGUGCCUCCAGACUUCUGCAGGGAUCCUAAUCAUCCUUCAGUACCUUAUCAUUAUUAUGAACCUUUUGGACCUGAUGAAUGUACCAUGUACCUCUCCCAUGAGCGAGGACGCAAGGGCAGUCAUCAUCGCUUCAUCACAGAGAAACGAGUGUUCAAGAACUGGGCACGGACAUUCAAUAUUCAUUUUUUUCAACCAGACUGGAAACCGGAAUCAUCUGUUGUAAAUCAUCCUCAGAAUAAAGCUGUGUUCUGA